ACAAUAAACCCAGGGGUGUCAAACUCAUUCCAUGGAGGGCAGAGUGACUGCUGGUUUUUGGUUCCUCCUUUCAAAUUGUGUCCAAUUAAGACCAACAACCAAGUGAGGGGAGUUCCUAACUAAUCAGUGACCUUAACGUAGCAAUCAAGUACAAGGGAGGAGUGAAAACCAGCAGACAAUUAGCCCUCCAUGGAAUGAGUUUGACACACAACCUUUUCAGUUUAACCAGUUUUUCCCAAACCCUGUCCUCGCAACCCAAAGGGGUGCACGUUUUGGUUUUUGCCCAAAGCUUGAUGAUUAGUUGGUUAUUUGAAUCAGUUGUGUAGUGGUGGGGCAGAAAUGAAAACGCGCACCGAAUUUGGGAAACACUGAGUUACAACAAGAGGUCCGUUACGCCAAAAGAGUGAUGGCGUCCAGCUCCCCCAUGGUGAACGGGGACGUCUCCCGGGGUCCAAGCUCCCACCCUGGCCACAGCCCCACCACAGGCACCCUGGAGGAAACGCUGCUGCAGAUGAACCGCCUCAUCCAGGAGAACCGAGACCUGAAGGAGGCACUGAAGCAGACCAACGCGUCGAUGAAGGAGCGCUUCGAGGGUCUGUCUGUGUGGAGGGAGAAGCAGAGGGAGGAGAAGGAGUUCCUGGAGGGGAGGCUGGAUGAGGCGCGCAGCCGUAUGGAGGCCCUCUCCUCACACAACCAGGAGCUCAGCAUGAAGGUGGAGGAGCUGGAGGGAGGAGGAGAGGGGAAGGGACAGGCCGAGACAGCCAAUCAGAAUUCAGAACUGGAGGCGCUGCGUGCCCAACUGGUGCGUCUGCAGGCUGAGAAGAAUGACCUGGUGGCCAUGAACUCUGAACUCCAGCUCAAGACAGGUCAGGGGUCAGAGGAUGACUCCUUCAUAGAGAUCAGGUUUGCUAAAGAAGAUACUGGAAAGGAGCUGUAUCAUAAUGAAAGGGACCCCAGGUAUGACAUGAGUGUAUCCAGGCAGGAGUCUGAGGAGCUGACUGUCAGCCAGCUGCUCCAGUCCCUGAGGAAGGAGACCCAGAGGGUGGAGAGGCUACAAGUCGAGCUCCAGGCUACCAGAUCCAGAAUCACAGAGCUGGAGGAGAAAGAAACUAACACGGAGAGCUCCACACAGACCUCACUACUGCCAGAGGUGGUUUCCCCAGCACUAGCCAACACAGCAUGUGGUACUGAGCCAGAACCAGCGGAGGCGCUCCAACAGAACUCUGGGAAGGAGAAGGCUGUGUCAGAGGUGGAGAAUCUGAAGGCUCAGAUGAUGAGCCUGUUUAAUGAGCUACAGCAGGCUCAGAGCAAACUGGGCGAGGCUGAGGGCAUGAAGAAGAACCUGCAGGACAGAUGUAGGGAUGUGGAGCAGGAGGUGGUGACUCUGACAGCCCAGCUGGUAGAGAAGCAGGAGGUACAGAGUGAGAAUGACAGACUGAAGCUGCAGGUGGACAGCAUGAAGGCCCAGAGCCAGCUAGAGCAGAGGAAGGCUGGAGAGGAGAGGACUAACCUGACCCAGCUGAAGGAUGCCUACACCAAGCUAUUCGAGGACUACAACGAGUUGAAGCAAGCGAGCAAGAACCAAGAGCCACUGGUCACUAAGGAGGUGGGAGACCUGCAGACCAGACUGGACACAGCAGAGAAGGCCCUGGCUGCUAAGCAACAGCAGAUAGAUGUCAUGAAGCAGGAGAUGUAUCAGAAGGAGAAGGAGCUGGAAACGAUCUCUGUGUUUCAGGCUCAGGCGGAGGUGUACUCGUCUGACUUUUACGCGGAGCGAGCAGCUCGGGAGAAGAUUCACGAGGAGAAAGAACGUCUGUCUGCUCAGCUGGAAUUUGUCAAGAAACAGAACACUCAGCUACAGGAUGAGAUGGACUCACUGGGCAGGCAAUCUCUGAGCGAUAUGCAGAGAAGACACAUGUCACGUGGGGGCAAUCCACAUGGAGGUGCUGCUCCACACAACAUGGAAGGAGCCAGAGGUGGUGAUGCCAGGGACUGGCAGCAGCAGGGGAAUAUACCGGAGCACGUCUGCCCCAAGUGUAACGAGAUCCUACCAGACCUGGAUACCCUGCAGAUUCACAUCAUGGACUGCAUCAUCUGAGCCUUCAUCAUAGUCAUCAGCAACAACAAAGACAACUGCCGCAGAUGCACCAUAAUCAGAUUCUUCCUCUUCAUCAUCAUCUGAUUUAUGGCAGAGUAAAAUGCCACCUUUAUGCUCUAAAAAGUGUGUUUAUUUUGCAGUUCAGGGCUAUGUUGCUCUGGUCUGUUUUAGAACAUGUAACUAUAAUAUAAAAUGUGUUCUUACAGUGCACAACUAGACACACUUUUGUUUUGUUAGAGGGGUGAAAUGUAUUGCGUCUGUUAUGCUGUUAGGUGGUAAAUGGAGAACUGGAAUUUGUAUUUUAAGUUUGGUAACUUGGUUUUCUUAUUGACAGCUGUCUGUCACAUAGUUUCUUGUUAAAGCGUUAGUUUUUAAUUUUGUUUUAUUAAAUGCUUAUUACGGAUUUUCGGGUGGUUCAAUUUAAUUCAGCUGUAAUUCUGUUUCGAUGAAGGUUAUGAAUAGAUUACAAUUACAAGCAUAGACAUUUCGUUUUGAAUAAUUCGAAAAUCUUUUGCUUCAACGGAGGGAAGGAUGCCUAAGACACUUUAAUGUUUUUUUGUAAAUGUAUAUUGCACAUACAUUUUAUCCAUCGUCAUGGUUUGUACAUUUAUAAUUAAACCUAUUUACAGCUUAUGUAGCCUGCAGGAAGUAUGACUAUGCAAGGGAGUGUGUACCGUAUUAGAUAACUUCUGUAUCCAGAUGUAUUCACAAAUCCUGUGAUUCUGUAAAAUAAUUAUGAAAAUAUGUAAUAAAGGUGUUCUUGGUACAGUA
Molecule: messenger RNA, 2869 nt
Organism: Oncorhynchus tshawytscha (Chinook salmon)
Lineage: Eukaryota; Metazoa; Chordata; Actinopteri; Salmoniformes; Salmonidae
Product: optineurin
Exons: 13
Coding region: 407-2098 (563 amino acids)
Biological process (GO): protein localization to Golgi apparatus; regulation of canonical NF-kappaB signal transduction; Golgi ribbon formation
Cellular component (GO): cytoplasm; nucleus; Golgi apparatus
Molecular function (GO): K63-linked polyubiquitin modification-dependent protein binding
Source: RefSeq, a predicted model, not a curated record